CUUUCGGCAACAUGACGUCACUUCCUGGAUGUAGGGGGGGGGGAGACCAAAUGACAGCUGGUUUGUUUUCAUCAACAAGGGGGAUCCAGUGUGGACAGUAAAGUGACAUGUGAUGAUCCUCCUCCCUUAACUGGCCUGACAAGAGCGCCAAAAAGGGGAGCAGCUUUUUCCUUUUGCAGACUUCUCCUCACUCCUUCCAUCCAUUCUGGAGUCACCUGUACAGAAACCGCACCAAACAGCUGAUUGCAGCCACAUCAAAGCAGACGUCGGUUCAGCUGAAGAGGAGGCCGCUCAGCAGGAAAGCGUCAUGGAGCCUCGAGAAGACAGGGAAGGUCGUUCCUUUGUGGAGGUUAUCAAUGAGAAGUACAGCCCAGAAAACUUCCCGUACCGCAGAGGGCCUGGGAUGGGAGUGGUGGUGGUUCCCACUGCAGGUCUCCAGGGUUCCCCCAUGAAGGACCGUCUGAACUUGCCCAGUGUGCUGGUGCUGAACUGUUGUGGGAUCAGCAAAGCAGGAGACCAGGCUGAGAUCGCUGCCUUCUGUGCUCAUGUCAUGGAGCUGGAUCUAUCGCACAACAAUCUUCAAGACUGGCAAGAGAUCAGUAAAAUUGCAUCAAGCAUCCCCAAUCUGGAGUUCCUCAACCUGAGCUCCAACCCGCUGGCAGGAACCAUUCUUGAGCCGCAGUGUGCUGAAGCCUUUUCACAAGUGCGACGCCUGGUUCUCAACAAUACUCAGAUAUCCUGGGAUACAGUGAUGCUGCUGACCCAGAACAUUCCUAAACUUGAGGAACUGUUCCUGUGCCUUAACGAGUACAGUAGUGUGAGUGCCUCCAGCGUGGCCUGCCCCACCCUGCGCCUCCUUCAUAUCACCGACAACAGCCUCCACAAUUGGGCCGAAGUGGGCAAGUUUGGCUCCAUGUUCCCCAGCCUGGACACUCUGAUCAUGGCCAACAACAACUUGGCCUCCAUUCAGGACAACAAGGAUAUUCUGGCACGACUCUUUCCCAACCUGCGCAGGAUCAACCUAAACAACUCAGGUCUCAACCGAUGGGAAGACAUUGAGAAGCUGAACUUCUUUCCAAAGUUAGAUGAGGUGCGACUUCAAGGCAUUCCCUUACUGCAGGCUUACACCAAGGCAGAGCGCCGCAACCUCAUGAUAGCACAGCUUCCCUCAGUAUCCAAUCUAAAUGGCAGUGUUGUGACUGACAGCGAGCGAGAGGAUGCAGAGAGGUUCUUCAUCCGUCACUACCUAGACUGCCCUGAGAAGGAGCUACCGUUCAUAUACCAUUCCCUGGUAACCAAAUACGGCAAGCUGGAGCCGCUCGCUGAGAUCGACCUCAGACCUCGCUGCCGGGCUCAGGUCGAAGUUCAUUGCGAGGAGAAAGUAGAACAGCUGUGCAUCCGUUUGGACCAAACCGUUGCUGAGCUGAAAAAGCAGCUGACGACUGUGGUCCAGCUCUCCACCAACAGUAUGAGGCUUUACUACAUCGACAAGGACAGCGCCUUUGGUCCAGAAGAAUUGAAGUACAAUAACCGAGCUCUCCACUCCUACAGCAUCCAGGAUGGUGAUGAAAUACUGGUAGUGCCCAAGACCAAGUAGAAGCCUUUUGUUUAGAAGCUUGAUAAGAAGGAUUUAGAUGUCUAGGACUAUGUUGAUUGCUUAAUUGUUAUUGCUUGGAAACACUUCUGAAACAGCAAAGGUGGCAUGUCUUUUUGAAUGGAGAGAGGCAGUAAAAGGAUGAACGCCAUCUUGGAGACUGGAAAAAGAAACUACGGUGGGCCGCCGGUUGGCUCUUGCUGGAAGUCCAGAGAUGAUAUAUUUCAGCUUUAUUUAAAGAGAAACUCAAGUGAGUUGACAGAUUUUUCAUGCUAAAGGCUAAGAGAGCAACAUGGAUUCUGCUUGCAGCGUUAGCAGACAGGAGGGCACUGCAGCAAAUCUCAGCUGCUUAUUUAUUACACGGCAUCCACCAAAGCACCUUCACCGACAAAUGCCCAGCACUGCUCGCUUGCCCACCUGUUCAACAGCUACCCUGGUUUUGGCAUAACAAGAACCUGUUGUCACGUGGAGACAGACGGCUGCUCUCAGGUGCACUUUGGCCUUUGAUACUACAGAAAAUCUGCCUAGAUUAAAAUGUCAGACGCAGGAAGGGUGAUGAAACUGGGUCCAAUUCUGAUGGAGGAUGUUAUAGUCAUGUUUUUACAGUCCAUAUGAAAGUACAAGAAGUAUUAAACUGACCACCCCACCAGUAUUGUGUAGCUUAGACUGAUGGUCCACGAUUGGUGCUUUUAUAAAACAAUAAUCGCAGUUACAGUCUAAUUUCCAAACUGAUUUCAAAAUUGAUAUAAGCUAAAUGUAAAAUGUGUUUCCUGUUAGCAAACAAUAAGAAAGUUGAUAGGAAAUGAAUAGAAAGAGCUUAAUUAUACCAAUUCAUCACAACAAAUCCUCAACUGCCAAUAUUAUGUAAAAUCACAUUACACUGAGAUCUGAUAUUUGAUAUCACAAACCUCUGCUUUAGUGUAUUCACUCACACAACCACAGGUGUUUAAUGUUUUAUGCUGCCCCCUGCAGGCCUCUUUGUGAGGCAAAACUUGAUGCAUAAACAACUUGAAUGACAAUCUUUGUGAUCAGCCUUUAUGAUUAGACAAGUGUGUUUGAUUUUAACAGUUCUCAUUUAGUUUUGUAUGUUUAAUAAUUAAAAAAGGGAUUCUAUUCAGCAGAUUUAUUUAUCUCUCUACAAACAGUAGAGACUGAGAAAUGUUGGUUUCUCUGAUCUGUAUCCUCAUAUUUUAAACAAUACAUUUCAAUUUUUAUUGCAUAAGCCUGCAACACAUUCCAAAUUAGACAUUUGAAGUAUUUCAGAGUGGAGAUUUUCUGGCAUCUGAAAAUCAACCAGUUUUCUUUAAACAUGUCUUAGAAAGCGCAACAGUAAGGAGUUUUCAUCCCCUUCAAACAUUCAGUUUUAAAUUUCUCCACAGAUUCUCUUUUUUACAUCAGAUCAUAAUCAUAUUUAGGUCAGUCUCUUUUCUUCCUCUGCCUUAACUUUGUAAGGCAUGGAGAAUAAUAUUUUACACUGCCUUCUUGAGAAACGUGUGAAUCUCCUAGUGGAAGACCCACAUGUUGUUCUGAAAUCUCUGCUGUACUUUUGUGCAUCAAAGCAGACAUUGUAGAAGUGGAAAUGAGGGCUAGGUAAAAAAUUACAAUAACAAUAAAAAUAACCCUGGCCUUCGGAUGAGAUGUUGAUACUCCUUUUCAUAUUCAGUCUGUGUACAGAAAUGAGCAGUUUAAGCCUGUGCACUGACACCAUAGUCAUUUCAUGAUAUUCUGGACUGUUAAGGGAGAAAUAUGCACAUUCCAUUUAUAUUAAAGGAAUAUUGAUUUAGUGCCUUGCAAUAUAAUUCACACUUUUACAUAGUUUGCCAAUUUGUAAUUACAGCUUUAGGGGAUUUUGUGUGACAGACCAAACCAAAGUAGUAGACUGGGGAGGAAUAUUUAUUUUAGUUAAUAAAAAUCAUUACACCUCUCAUCCAAAAAGCUUCUUCAGUUCUGAACAAAAGUGGGAAUUAUUGCAUAUAGUUACAGGAAGAACAGUCACACUCAAAGAUGAUCUGAACAGGUCACCUAACCAUGCAACCCAUAUGUGUUUAUUCACAUCUCAAGUUGUGAAUGGUUGCAAAAACUGCCCAAAGAGACAGGACAAGGCUGCAUUGUAGGCGUUAGAAAGAUGGAACCUGACACCACCACCUCUGUAGCCUGCAAUCUAGGGUAAACAUAGAAAACCAGAAAAGUUACCCUGUCACAGAAGCAGCUUUUACACCAAAUCAUAUCUACAAAAAUCAGAUGACUUCACACAUUUUAAAUCCCAAAUUUUUCUUUCACUUUAUAAAGAGCCAUUCAUAGAUUGUCUUUAAAUGUGUUGCAGGCUUGAAAUGCAUAAUAAAUGUCACUGAAUGCAAAAUAUCACAAAUCUCAGCAGAGUACAGUGACUUCAUUGAAGGUUUGCACUUUAUUUUUUGUCUUAUUUACAUCUUUGAAAUGCUGUAUAAGCAGUGCAUAAGCAGAUGCUGAUCUUAGUUGUGGCAUUUAAACACACUUUUGACCUGCCUUGGGGACAUUUAUGUAUUUUACCUUUCCAUCCAUUCUGCACAAAAACACUCUCACCAAACACUGCAUAGUAUCUUAGAAUUAAUAUUAUUACUGUGAUUAAAUUUAUUACAAUGUGGUAUAUAUACAAUAGUUAUUGAUUUUAUGAGAACAUAUCCUUCUUGUAAACAAGAAGCAUUGACCUUAGAAGUUUGGUGCUAAUGAUUUUCCUUUCACAAGCUACUUAGCAGAAUCCCAAAACAUCUUUACAGCUAUGGACAGCUACGUUAAUACUAGGUUACUGCUCAAAGACAAAGCUGAUUUGUUGAGCUUCAAAAUUAAAUAUUCCUUCCUAGUUGCUCCUGGGAGACAAAUCUCUAGAUGUGGUCUAUUAACAAAAAGAUCCAGCUCUCUUUUUAGGGAAUCUGAAUUACAUUUUAACGUCUGAAGUUCAAAAUCUUUCAACUGAUCAACCUUGUGUAAUUUGCUACAUUAUACACCGGUUCUUUAGCACCAAGUUAGAAAUUAUUUUAAUUCUCCAUUCUAUUUGUUAAAGCAAAAAGGGAAAUUUUAAAAGAUUGUUUCUCCAUCAGAGACACAUAAGAUUGAGACAAUAAUAAAACUGCUAUUUUUACCCAGGAUAAACUUGAAUUAAAUUAUUUUACAUUAAUAACAAAUUCUUUAAGAAACUGUUUUAAAUGUUGAGGUCUAAUUUGCUUUGACAUUGAUAUUCUUAGCUCUCCAAGCUAUGGUUAGCUAUGUAUUUUACUUUCCACUUCAAAACUAGAGAAAACUUUAUAUUUGAGUAAAUUAGGAAUCUCCAUUUUAGAGCUGAUGCUCGAAAGUUUUUCCCUUUUCUAGAGUGUUUGUUCUCCAAAUCUACAGCUAUACUUGAAUAAGUGUUCAUGGAGAAAAAAACAAAGUUGGACCCUUUCCUCCAUAUUUGAUCACGGCAGUUUUGAAAUCAAUGUUAGUGUAGCAUGAAUAGCAGCCAUACUAAACAGAACAGAGAGGCAGUAAUGUAGUGCAAGCACCAACCAUCAGGUUUCCAGUACUACUACCUGAAUGUGUCUUAAUCAACAUGAGCUUGUUUGGAAUAAUAAAAUGUUGCAUUAAUUUGCAGCGAGGGAUGAUAUAAUGAUAUGCAUGUUAUCUAUUUAUUGAUUGUGCAUUCACAAGAAAAGUUUUUACACCUGCCUAGAUCGAUAGAGUAAUGCACUUCCUGACACUGUGUCUUAAUUUAACAGAGAGCGGAUGAUUUCAAGCCUUUAUGUGGAGAUUUAUCAUUUCUUGAAAUUCUGGUGUAAUGUUUCUUCUGUUGUGAGCUGAAAUUUAGCCUUUUUACAGCCCCUUAAAGUAUCAUACAGAUUUUUUGUAACAAAAAAAAAGAUUUGAGUUAUGUUUGUUUGACAUAAGACGUUGGCAUCAAAGUUUUUCAUAUUUAAAAUCCACAAGUAAAAGGCUUAAAAACAAUAAAACUCCCACACACAUAGGUCCUUAAUUGCAAAAUUUUACCUUUAUUAAGUUCCUCUUUACCUGUCUGUUUAGCUGUUUUGUGCUGCAGUUUUUGCAUAUGUCAGAGUAAAGGAACCAUCAACAUCAAGCAUCAGUUUCCAAAGAAUCCAACUGAGAGGUUUUCAUUUCAAGAACCAUCUUUUAUUAAUUAUUCAGCAGUUCAAGAUGGAGACAUCCACCACACAAACCAAAACCAUACCAGCAGUAUCUUCAGUAGAUCAGAAUGCACUUCAACUUUAUUACUGAUAUAUUUACUUUUUAUUUUAAAUAUGUGUGUUUCAUGUUUUUUGCACAUUGAUGUACUGUAACUUAAAACAUUGUAACAAAUUUUGUUCAAUAUUUGAAAAAAAAAAAAAAAUUCCUUAUCUGCCUUUUUUUGCCAAGAAUAACAUGAGGUGAUUAUACCACAUAUAUUUCUACACACUGGAGAUUGUUAGCUUAGCUUAGCAACAAAAAAAAGAGUGAUGAAAUGAGUCAAAUAGGAAAGAAUACACCUGUAUGUUCUUCUGACUCUGUUAAACCCUGAUCUUAGUGCACAGUUAUAUAUAAGUAGAGGCUAUUGUUUCUAACAUCUAUGCUCCCCUUUUGCAGGAUUUUGUGCAAAGCGAAGCUAAUUAGUUGCCUCUGCUUCUUUACAUUAACAUUAAGACCUAAUUGUGGUGUUGAAUCUCAGAUUUUUACCCAUCUAGUUGAAACCAACAUAAUAUCCUAAAAACAGUCAUAUCUUAAAAUAUUAUGUGGUAAAGGAAUUCACAAUGAGUGUUAGAAAAAAUGCUAAUAAAGCCUAUGGAGAGCACAAAAUGGUGGUAAUGUCAUUUAAGUAGUCGGGUACCAGCCCACUAAUGUUGGAUUCUGUUAGUUCUGGAAGUAAGAAAUCUCGAAUUUAGAGUCUGAAAGAUCAGCUAGAGGUGCCUUAACAACCCUGACCUUGAAAUCCAAUAUGGCUGCCACAUGUAAAGUGAUAUCUUCAGUAAAAUUGUUGAUUUAAACAGUUUAUUAUUGAUAUUCCUGUUAGUUUUUUUGUUCUCUUAGCAAAACUAGCAAAUCACUUUCUUUUUUUUUUUUACUUGCACAAUGAAUCCUUCCAAACUAGUCGGGAUUUUAGGAUCUGCCUGACGCACGAGUGCAGGAGCUUUCUUUAAACCAGUGAUGUCUAGAGUCAAAGGAAUACUGCCAGCAUGUUUUACAUCUUUCCAUCACACACCUGAAUCAAUUGAAUGAUUCAUUAGCAGAAAUCCUUCAGAACUCAACAACGCUCUGAGAAGCUAAUUGUCGGUGCAGAAAUUCAUCUAAAAAAUGCAAGACACUGGCCCUUGAGUACUGGAGGUGGACAUUCCUGGUUUAAGGUUGCACUGUUCUGGUAAAUUGAUGUUUUCUGCUAAUGCGCAUUCAGUAUGGGCAUUCAAGAGUUCUGCAAAAUAUGGAGGGCCAAACUGUCCAAAUUAUAUAAAAAUAAUUUAUUAAAUCAAUAUUUUGCAUCUCAGAGUCUAAAUCACGGAUGGAUUUAGAUCCAUGAUUUAAUUUUACAAAUCUCAUUUGUAAAAUUGUUAUUUAAAUGAAAUGCACAACACUUUUUAUUGAAAAAUCUCAUCAUUCCCAUCUGCAGAGGCUACAUGGAAGUACAGUUGUAAUGAAGAAGGUUGUGGGUUUGACUCCGGGCUUGGGGUCUUUCUGCAUUAAGUUUCUACCUAUGCAUUCAUGGGUUAACUCCUGAUUCCGUCUUCCUCCCAGUCUAAAAACAUGCAUGUUAGGUUAAUUGGUCUUUCUGAAAUGCCCUUAGGAAGGAGUGUAUGUUUGCAUGGUUGCCUGUCCUGUUUUUCUCCUUGUUGCCCUUAUGACCUGUCCAAGGAGUACCUUGUGUCAUACCUAAUAACAACCGGAGUUAGGCACCAACUGCCCACAACCCUGUAAAAAUAAGUUGGUAUAGACUGAUAAAUGCCUUGCAGAACACCAUGACUACUUUGGUAAAUAGACCCCAACUUUAAUGGCUAACCUGCUGAGCAGGUUCACUUCAGGUCACAUUAUUUGAACAAUAGAACUACUAUUUUCACUUACUGAUUGAUCUUCUUUGUUUUUAAGUGCCAAAAAUGAUUUAAUCAAGUAAUGUAAGUCAAAUAAUUAUAAAUGGAUUAAUUAUGUGUUUAUUAAUUAUGUGUAACUGUUAAUUAGUACAUAACAAAAUAUGCAUAAGAAUAUUUUAUUUACAAGUAAUUGUUUUUAUUAACUUGUAAACUAUUCAUUUCAUAACCUAGUUGCAGUAUAUAACUAAUGUAUAAGCUGUCAGCUUUCCUCACCUGGCUCAAUGGGUGGGAUUACAAGUGCUAUAACUAAAAGUGAUUGGGCUGAAUUUGACUUGCUGAGCAGGUAAACCAAUCAGAUGUAAGUCUGUUUGAUGGGCCCCAGAGAAAACCUAAAGAAUUUCAAAAUGUUUUCCAGCACAAGAACUAUAAGAAGGUCAAAUUACAGAAAGAAUUAGUUAAGAAAUUCAACCCAUAAUAAAGAUUUAUUUCAUUUGAUUAUCAUAUUUAACUAUUUAAUAAUUUAAUAACUAUUGUAUAGUUAAUAAAUUUACAACGACAUAAAUGUGGAUAAGAUUCACAGUAAUCAUGCAGGAACUGGGCAGAGAGAAGAGGGGAAAACAUGCAGCUAAAUUCCCAAGGUCAGAAAUUGAACAUUGGACAACUUCAUCAAGGACCAAAAACUUCCAUGUGUGAGCUGCCUACUCUAUGGCACACAAUGGGUAUAUUAAGUGCAUUUGUCUGCAAUUGAAAAAAAUACAAAAUUUAAUCUACAUAAUUUUUCAUUUAUUUGAUUGUGAUACAUUUGGACCUCCAUAGGUAUUAUCUUUUCAGAUUUUCAAUCUAUGCUGUUAAACAUCUUGCAGCUUUUGUAUGAUACAUUAUGCCACUUUACUAAAAUUUACUAAAUCAGUACUUGCUUCUGUGGAUUCAUCAACAAGCACACUUCAUAAUAUGCCUGUUUUGCUUAUAUUUCCCUACAUUUAUAGAAUUAUGUUGAAUCAAAUGAGAUAUUUCUGCACGUAAUACACACCAGUAUUUAAGUUAAUCAUUUCACACAGUCUCAUCUGUGGCAAUUAAAUCAUGAUUUUGCUUUCUAUGGGUUUCCAAGAACCCAUAAAAAGUCUUUUUGUUUUUUAAAGAUUAGAGUGAGUCAUCUUUCUUGGGAUGAAAGAUGCGUCACUGAAUGUUAAUAAAUGGCCGUCUCCCUC
Molecule: messenger RNA, 8822 nt
Organism: Xiphophorus hellerii (green swordtail)
Lineage: Eukaryota; Metazoa; Chordata; Actinopteri; Cyprinodontiformes; Poeciliidae
Gene: tbcela
Product: tubulin folding cofactor E-like a
Exons: 11
Coding region: 308-1597 (429 amino acids)
Biological process (GO): mRNA splicing, via spliceosome
Molecular function (GO): protein binding; U2 snRNA binding
Source: RefSeq, a predicted model, not a curated record